Messenger RNA from Penicillium concentricum, 276 nucleotides. RefSeq lists its product as uncharacterized. Bases 1 to 276 code for a protein of 91 amino acids. The record is from RefSeq and is a predicted model, not a curated record. The transcript is spliced from 2 exons. Lineage: Eukaryota; Fungi; Ascomycota; Eurotiomycetes; Eurotiales; Aspergillaceae.
AUGCCACCAUCCUGUGUCAGAACAAGACCACCAGAAUUUUGCCCAAUUUGUGCUAGCUACUUGACCAUCUCACCCCGUCCCGCCGAUUCAGCCCAGGGAUUUCGAAACUACUUUACUUGCCGAGCAUGCCCAUACAUAUAUCCGGUGUCAGAAAGUGGUUAUUCCGCCGACGAUGAACCUGUCGUCAACAAGGCUGUCACCAACAAGCCUGCUACCAACGACCCUGCCGCCAACAAGCCUGUCCCCAAAGAGCCUAUCACCAAAGAGCCCGUCUAA